UUGACGAACAGUUUUAUGGAUGAAGAUGAGGAGCCCAUAAUUGUCUGUUUCAUCUGUCAUGCAAGACUUAUUCGAUGUAGAACAUUACAACAACAGGCUAUUGAGUCAAAUGCAGUUCUGGAGCAGUUGCUUGCAGGAGGGUCCAUGUCAAUACCAAAACCGCAUGAGGUUAGAAAUGUGAUUCAAUUCACACAAAUUAAUCAUAUAGAUAUCUGGCCAGUAGAAUGUGAUAUAGAAAAUGAUCGAAAGGAUGACAUUUUUUGCCUUGAAUCUGUUAAAGUUGAGGAAGAGAAAAUCGAAAAUGAGAAUUUCAAAUUUGAAAUAAACUGGAUUCAUGAAAUAGAUACCGCUGAAAAACAAGAAGACUUGGAGAUUGCUGCUUUUGAAGAUCGACAUAAGAAUUCAGAGAAUGACUUGCCACUUAUUACAUAUGGUUCAAGGGGUAUAACAGAUGACUUUGACAUAGGCCAUACAAUUAUGUUGUUUUAA
Messenger RNA from Parnassius apollo (apollo), 489 nucleotides. The record is from the annotation of a GenBank genome assembly. NCBI's taxonomy places the organism in Eukaryota, Metazoa, Arthropoda, Insecta, Lepidoptera, Papilionidae.